Molecule: messenger RNA, 1330 nt
Organism: Lolium perenne
Lineage: Eukaryota; Viridiplantae; Streptophyta; Magnoliopsida; Poales; Poaceae
Source: RefSeq, a predicted model, not a curated record
UAAACCCCAAAGCAGCAAAGCAUCCCCACGAAGAAGAAACCUCUCUCACUCACUCACUCCUCAGUCCUUCUCCUUCCACACGAACCCAGCAAUCACAAAGAAGCGCAAGAACCACGAUCGAAUUCGAGGCCGGAGUCGCAAGCAAAUCCAAGAGACAACAGCGAUGGAGCCGAACAUGGCCCCGCGGCGGCUGUGGCACGUGGUGCGCGCCGUGCUGUUCAUGCUCCGCAAGGGCAUGUCUAAACGGCGGAAGCUGUCCAUGGAUCUCCAGCUCAUCCUCCAGCGCAGCAAGAUCGCCGGCAAGGCCCUCGGGAAGCUAAUCACCGCCCACGGCCACCACGACGACCAGCCCGCCGCCCAGAAGGCGCCACCACGACGACCAGACCCUUCGCUCGCCGUCUACAACCCGCACGGCGCCGGCCGCGAGGUGGAGUUCAGCUGCAGUAACACCCCCUCCUACCCGCCCAUCAAACUCAUCCCCACCAAGCGCGGGCGCCGCCGGAACAACCGCCGUACCCACCGCGGCGCCAACGGCGCCGAGCCCGGGUGGUACAACUACGACGCGGCCGACAUUGCCAAGGUCUUCGAGGUCCUCAACGACGAGCAGCUUCUGAACGAAGUCGUCGGCGACGGCGCCGGUGCGGCCGCGCUCGCCGUGUUGGCGACGCCUUCCCCCGCGCUGUGGUCGAGCUUCGGCCGCAGCCCGGCGCCGGUGAAGCAGCUUCGUAUCACUGACUCGCCGUUCCCGCUGAGGGAUGACGCGGCGGAUCAGGAAGACGGUCUCGUGGACCAGGAGGCGGACGAGUUCAUCAAGAAGUUCUACGACCAGCUGCGCAAGCAGCAGAGCCUCGCCGUCGCCACGCCGGAGUACGGGUAUGCGCGCCCAGCGACCGGCGUCGCGUACUAGCUAGCUAGGACCUAGCUACAUACCGAUCGGAGUGUCCAUAGGUGUUAGCUACUCCCCGCAUAUGUAUGAAUGUUUGGCACCAUUUUUUUUCCAAGUGUGAAGUGUGUGCGUGCUCCAGUACAUAUAUGUACGUAGAGAGCUACUAUCAUGGUCUAAUGAUUUUUCUAGCUUGGAGCUGUGAGAUUUUCCAUGCUUAAUUUGUUAGAUCCAUGCAUGUAUAUUGCUAAUAGUUUAGUAUCAGUAGCAGGUAAUUUGAACACCUUGUCAUGUGUUUGUAACUAGUACUCCGUAUGUUGUAUGCUAGCCGAUAGAUCGAGCUCAAAAGGGAUAUAUGCAACGUGUGGAUGGCUCAAUGAUCGAUCCAUGAUCCACUUGGCAAGUUUGUAACUGAUUUUGCUAUCGUAUGUGUUUCAGAAUUUGUUC